Dunckerocampus dactyliophorus (ringed pipefish) is the source of this 537-nucleotide messenger RNA. It is a transcript of the gene ndufa11, whose product is annotated as NADH:ubiquinone oxidoreductase subunit A11. Bases 55 to 462 code for a protein of 135 amino acids. The transcript is spliced from 4 exons. Gene Ontology annotation, biological process: mitochondrial respiratory chain complex I assembly. Lineage: Eukaryota; Metazoa; Chordata; Actinopteri; Syngnathiformes; Syngnathidae. The record is from RefSeq and is a predicted model, not a curated record.
ACUAACAGCUCUUCUCGCGAGAAUUGUUGCGCGAUUGUCCUUGCUAAGUCGGACAUGGGCUAUUGGGACAUUCCGGAGGGGACAGACUGUGUUGAAAAAACAUGGAUCACAACCAAGCUGGCCACGGCUUUGGGCCUGGUGGGCACGGCCUAUCACAUGGUGGCUUUCCAGCCUGACACUGCAAUGGAAGGUUUACAGCGGGCCGGCAACACAACUGUCACCAUGGCCGCUCUGGGGGCCAUCUUUGGCAUGGUGACGUGCCUAAGCGCGCAGGCUCGUGAGGCUCCGGACGACCCGGUAAACUACUUCAUCGGAGGCUGUGCUUCUGGAAUCUUCCUGGGCGCUAGGACCCACAAUGCCAUGACAGGUACAUCAGCGUGUUUGGGUCUGGGAACGCUGGCCUACUUUUCCAAAGUGGCCAAAAAGGAAGGAUGGACAAUACUUAGCUCCCCCAAACUAUGAAGAAGAUGUGUGCAUGAGUAAUUUGAUGAUGUCAAUAAAGAGUCUGUUUAAUAAACUUCUUUAUGAGAAAGAAAA